Ochotona curzoniae (black-lipped pika) is the source of this 3235-nucleotide messenger RNA. RefSeq names its product SEC61 translocon subunit alpha 1 (gene SEC61A1). The record is from RefSeq and is a predicted model, not a curated record. The coding region runs from base 112 to 1542 and encodes 476 amino acids. Gene Ontology annotation, cellular component: membrane; Sec61 translocon complex. Lineage: Eukaryota; Metazoa; Chordata; Mammalia; Lagomorpha; Ochotonidae. Gene Ontology annotation, biological process: SRP-dependent cotranslational protein targeting to membrane, translocation; post-translational protein targeting to membrane, translocation. Gene Ontology annotation, molecular function: transmembrane protein transporter activity; signal sequence receptor activity; ribosome binding. The transcript is spliced from 12 exons.
UAGCACUGACGUGUCUCUCGGCCGAGGCCAGGCUGGGCCGCGCGGGCAGCGCCUCCUCAUUGGGAACGCAGCGGAGCCCAGGCGGGACGCCGAGCCCGAGCAGCCGCCGCCAUGGCGAUCAAAUUUCUGGAAGUCAUCAAGCCCUUUUGUGUCAUCCUGCCGGAAAUCCAGAAGCCGGAGCGGAAGAUCCAGUUCAAGGAGAAGGUGCUAUGGACAGCCAUCACCCUCUUCAUCUUCUUGGUGUGCUGCCAGAUCCCCCUGUUUGGCAUCAUGUCUUCCGAUUCUGCCGACCCCUUCUACUGGAUGCGAGUGAUUCUGGCCUCGAAUAGAGGCACACUCAUGGAGCUGGGCAUCUCGCCCAUCGUCACCUCGGGCCUCAUCAUGCAGCUCUUAGCUGGCGCCAAGAUCAUUGAAGUCGGGGACACGCCGAAAGACAGAGCUCUCUUCAACGGAGCCCAGAAGUUGUUUGGCAUGAUCAUCACCAUCGGCCAGUCCAUCGUGUAUGUGAUGACAGGGAUGUAUGGGGACCCUUCUGAAAUGGGUGCUGGAAUCUGCCUGCUGAUCACCAUCCAGCUCUUUGUUGCUGGCUUAAUUGUCCUGCUUUUGGAUGAACUGCUGCAGAAAGGUUAUGGCCUAGGCUCAGGAAUCUCCCUCUUCAUUGCCACCAACAUCUGUGAGACCAUCGUAUGGAAGGCGUUCAGCCCCACGACCGUCAACACUGGCCGAGGAAUGGAAUUUGAAGGUGCCAUCAUCGCCCUGUUCCACCUGCUGGCCACACGCACAGACAAAGUGCGUGCGCUCCGAGAGGCCUUCUACCGCCAGAACCUGCCCAACCUCAUGAACCUCAUCGCCACCAUCUUUGUCUUUGCGGUGGUCAUCUACUUCCAGGGCUUCCGAGUGGACCUGCCGAUCAAGUCCGCCCGUUACCGCGGCCAGUACAACACUUACCCCAUCAAGCUCUUCUACACCUCCAACAUCCCCAUCAUCCUGCAGUCGGCUCUGGUGUCCAACCUGUACGUCAUCUCCCAGAUGCUGUCCGCUCGCUUCAGCGGCAACUUGCUGGUCAGCCUGCUGGGCACCUGGUCUGACAUCUCCUCGGGGGGCCCGGCCCGUGCUUACCCAGUGGGUGGCCUGUGCUACUACCUGUCCCCUCCAGAGUCCUUUGGCUCUGUGCUGGAGGACCCCGUCCAUGCGGUCGUGUACAUCGUGUUCAUGCUGGGUUCCUGUGCCUUCUUCUCCAAAACCUGGAUCGAGGUCUCGGGUUCCUCUGCCAAGGACGUUGCUAAGCAGCUGAAGGAGCAGCAGAUGGUGAUGCGAGGCCACCGCGAGACCUCCAUGGUGCACGAGCUCAAUCGGUACAUCCCCACGGCUGCCGCCUUCGGUGGGCUGUGCAUCGGCGCACUCUCAGUCCUGGCUGACUUCCUGGGCGCCAUCGGUUCCGGAACGGGAAUCCUGCUCGCAGUGACCAUCAUCUACCAGUACUUCGAGAUCUUCGUCAAGGAGCAGAGUGAGGUCGGCAGCAUGGGAGCCCUUCUCUUCUGAGCCAUGUCUCCCCAGGGACCCAGGGACCCAGGGAGGCCGGGAGCUCCGGGAUAGCCCGGAAACUGGGGCUCCCCCCCAUGGGAGAGCACUGCUGUGGCUUCGUUUGGACUUUGUUUAAUGUUUGUUUAUUUGUUUGUUUUUAAAUUUCAUAUUCCUUCAUUCCACUUUGUAAAGUGCUAGACAUUCUUCAAUUUGAAAAUUUGCUUUUUAUCCUGGCACUGGCCGAAGGACCCAUACAAGUAGGUUGGUUGCACACAGUCAUCUCCAAGCAUCCAGAUAACACUUAUUUAGCCUCGGCAUCUCCUCCGAGCCGGGCACAGCUGCAGUGGUCUCGGCCGACCCCCCACUGACAGAGCUGCUUGUCCUGGAUGGAAGCACAGAGCUGCAGUGGCAGUGUGUGAUUUGGGCAGGAGCGGGGGGGCCGGGGUUGUACACGUGGAGCACCUCGCCGGGGUCUCCCUCACAGUCAGGCCCAACUACACGGCUUCAGACUGUUUCUCUGUGAGACAGCAUUGUUGUCCCUUCUACCCAUUAUUUUUAAAGCACAGAGCUUCUUCCAAAAGAGGCCCAGGAGCCCAGAAGCCACUCGGGGCUGCCUGUUAAUUUUCCCGUGUGUGCUGCAGGUCGGGCCUUGAGGCUGGGAGCAGGCUGUGGUCCACUCCUGUCCCCUCUGCUGGAGCGAGGCCAGGGUUCGGCAGCUACCAGGUGGACAUGGCCAAGCAGGACAGGUGUUGGUGUGGAAGGCCCUUUUACUGAAGAGCAUUUGCCCAGCUUCUGCCAGUUGUUCCUGGACUAUACUCACGGGUACUCACUCUGCCCUAAAAAGGGGAGCAGUUGUGGCCAGCGCGCUGCACAAAGCCCCUCCUGUCUUCAUUGUCUUAGGAUUGGCUUACUGUGCUUGGGACCAAACACCAGCAAGACAGGAGGUGCCACAGCUGCCCUCUGCUCCCCAGCUGGCAAGGCCAGGACUGGAGCGCCCUGGAGCUUCCCAGGCUGAGGCUAAUAUACCAAUGGCAGGUGACCUGAGUCUAGUGGUCGUAGCCCUCCCUGAGGCCAUCGUAAAGCCCCUUUUGGCAGCCAGGGAACUAGGCUUUGAAUGGAUCUUUAGCCAUCAGUGGGACCAAGGGUAUUCCCCUGGAGGAUGCCCCAUGCUACAGAGGGCGCCCAGCAGGCAUGCAGCCACGCAGGGAGCUGCCACACCAGCAGCACACAGCCCUCUCCCGGGUCAGCAGAGGAGGCUAACCCUACCUGCCUGGGUCAGGGAAGGGUUUCUCACAACACCUCAUUAGCAGUGCCCACCACACAGACUGGCCUAGAGUCUCCCAGCAAGUUGGCAGCACCACAGGAGCAGCCCCAGUCCCUUGACCCACACAGCCCAGGACUCAACACCAUACCACACGUGGCCUUGUCUAGACCCAGUCCUGAGCCAAAGGGAGCUCGUAAGACCUGGUUCCCUCCCUGUCCAGGGCCCUGCCCCUGCCCACAGGUUGUGGACCGCCAGGCCCCAACGGGAGCUGCCACCAUCCUAGCCAUCCAGCUAGGCCCUGUGCGACCUGGGCUUGCGCCCCAUGCGUGAUGGUUGGUGGGUGGGUGGGGGCUGAGCCCUGCUUGCACGGGACUGUCACUGUGGAUGCCAAAAUGGCAUAACUGAGAUAUGGUGAAUAAAUGACAAAUAAAGCCAACUUUUUACAAA